ACAACCGAUAUUCGCGUUGUUCAGAUUGAAAAUGGCGUCCGAGGAGGACUCCUUAAAUAAUAUAACUCUUAAAGGAACGCCUGUUACCGAACUUAAAGUUACAGAUAUUAAGCGAGAAUUGGAGAAAAGAGGUCUUUCAAAGAGUGGAAGCAAGACACAACUUACAGAGCGUUUAAAAGCUCAAUUACUUCUUGAAAAGUUGCAGCAAGAUGCAGCACAAUCUUCUGGAGAUGAACUUGAAGGCAAAGCUCCCAAUAUAGCGCUUCAACAAGACAAUAAAGCAGGACAGAGUGAGUUUGUUCGACAAUAUCUUGAACAGCAGCAAAGAAAUCUAGAAAUACAGAUGGAGGUUAAAAAGCAGGUUGAAGAAGAAAGAAAAAGAAAGUCGGCAGAUGAAUCCUCCGCAGACGAAUCGAACGCUCCCGCUGGGAGUCAAGUUACGGUCGACCCGGACGUGACGUCACCGAAAAAGUUCAAGGACGACACUAGUAACGCACCUGCGAAGUCGAAAGAAAUAGGAAAAAUGCCAAGACCGGCGAGGAAAAGCAGUCGCACAGCUUCGAAGGGUGAAAAUGGACAGGAAGUUGAGCCUGUUAAAGAUAGAUCUAGAUCACCUACACCUGAAAAUGAAAGGCUAAGAGAGCGCACACGGUCAGGAUCUUCGUCGAGUUCCAGAUCACCGACACCAGAAAAACCAUCUCGUAGUAGAAGGGGAAGGCAAGCAAGAGGUAGAGCUUCUAAAAGAGGUACUAGGCGUAGAGGAAAGCAGCCAGCCAAAGAGUCACGGUCAUCUUCAUCAUCAUCUCAAGAGGCAACCCCAAAGAAAAAGAGGAAUAAAAGUGGCAACUCUGUUAGUUCGCGUUCACGAUCCCGAUCUCCACAGAUUGUUGCAUCUGAUGUUAUCACAACGUCCAGACGAUCCACAAGGCGCUCAGCAGCUUCUAGCAAAAUCCCAGUAGAAGAACCACCACAUGAGGAUUUACCAGAUGAUGGAGGAGGGUCCCAGAGUAAGUCAAAACCUGUAGCCGCUAAAGAGAUACCAACACCCACAAAAGUAGUAACCACAGCUCAUGAAAACAUCACUGAUAAAAAAGUUCAGAAGUCUCCUGACAAGGCCCGGAGUCAUGAAGAGCCCAUGGAAGUUGUACAACAGACUACUAACCUUACACCUGCCUCAGUUGAAGAUGAGAAGACACAAGAUUGUGAUACAUUCACAGAAGCCCAGCCUGUGGCUGUGGAGAAAAAAGAGACAUCUACACUAUGUGAUUCACAGGCAAAGGAUGUAGAGAAAACACACAUUACCGAUACUAUGACAGAGUCAAAAACAGUAGAUAAACAGGAACCAGAGGUAGAAAAAAUGCAGCAAAUAAAUGUUGAAUCAGAGAAAAAAAUAGACAAAGAUGUAACAGAGAUUAAAGAGGACACUGUUGUACCAGAGAUCAAAAGCACAGUUAUGUCAGAAAAUAAAGAUGUGGCUAUUGAAAUAGAGAAAAAGCAAGACUCUGAUAAUGAAACUGAGAAAAAACAAGAAUCAUCUGAAAAUGAGACAGAGAAUAAACCAGAUACAAAACAGAACACAGAAAAUAAAGAAGGCACAGAUCAUAAAAAACAUGAAAAGCAAGAAUCUGAAACCAGCAAAAGCUUGUCUGUACAAUCUUUCACCGAGUCAGUUGAGCCAUCAGAGAGGCUAGAAACACCUGAACCACAAAUUGAACCUAAUGCAGAAGCAGAGGAUAAAUCAGACAAGUCAGUGUCUAGCACCAAUAUUGUUGCCCCAGACGUGGCUGUUACUGCUCCGCAGGUUGAAGUGGCUGUUGUUGCUCCGCAGGUUGAAGUGGCUUCAGUUACACCUAUAGAAGUUGAAGAAGCUGAACCACCUGCUGGUCCAGAGACUGUACAACCACCUGGUGAAAGGCUAAACAAAACUAACUUAGACUCAGAAAAAUCAGAACCUAAAGUGGCUAGCAAAGAAUCGCCUGUAAACUCACCAAAAGAUUCUAAAAAUAAAAGAUCCAGAUCUUCUUCAUCCUCCUCAUCAUCGUCCAGGUCAAGAUCCAAAUCACCAGCACCUAAGCGUAAAGCGUCCAGGUCUGAGAGUUCUUCUAGUUCCAGAUCUAGGUCACGUUCUAGUUCUUCAAGUAGCAGCUCAGACUCUUCUUCUAAAGGUAAACAAAGGAAGGCUGAUCAAGUGAUAACAAGCAAGAGAUCUCCCAUUUCAGUAUCACAGGGAAAGUUUGAGGCUGGAGACAAAGAUGAACCAAUGGAAGAGGCCGUAUCUGAAGCUCCUAAGGAAGAAAAUUUAGUUAAAACGUCAGAUCAAUUGACUUCCAGUGUUUCUCCCACAGAAAACCAAGCUAAAAAAUUAAAGGAUCAGAAAAGUCCAAGCAAUGAAUCAAGUUCUUUGAGUACGACAGGGGGUGGUGAUGCAGAUACUUGUAAAGAUGACACUACUAAAGUUGUAUCAAAAGAGGCAGAUUCUGAGACAACCCUCAAAAAAGAUAAAGGUGCAAAGAAGAGGAAAUGGGGCUCCAAAACAUCCAAGGCUGCAAAGACUGUCAAAAGGGCAACUAGUCUAGAAAUUUCUUCUGAUUCUUUAAAGAAUCUUAUCGGAGAUGUGAAAUUAACUGAAUCAGUGUUUGACAUAGAAACAGAGGAAGUAAACACACUUGAUUAUGAUGAGCAUGAAGAGGAUCAUAGAGAUGUUAAAGUUAAGAGAAUUAUUGUACAGCAGUCUCCAAGGUCAGAUGAAGAUGUUAAAGAAGAUGAACCAGCCCAAGAAGAUGCUAGAAAAGUUGAAGCCCGUGAUGAUAGAUCAGAUGAGUCGCAUUCUGAACCUGAGAAAAAAAUUAUCAAAAUUUCAACAACCUCUCCUAAAGAUGGAGGAAAGAAAAAGUUGAAGGAGGGGAAAAAGUUGAAAAAGAAGAAAGAUGAUGUAGAAGAGAAAGAAAACACAGAGGUCAAGGAUACAGAAAAAGAAAAAGAAAAAGUUUUUGCCACCACCCGGUCAAGUAAAGCACUCCUUCCUGUUGUGGAUGAACCAGAGCCUGUAAAAAACAGCCAGUCACCAGCAAGAAACCCCCCCAACCGGGUGAUCAGGAUAGCUGGCCUAGUCAGACCCUUUACGAUUGGUCAGUUGAAGGAACUCUUAAAGCGGUCUGGGGAGCUUGAUGAUGAAUACUUUUGGAUAAAUGAUAUCAAAUCUCACUGCUUAGCAGCUUACAAAUCUGAUGAAGAUGCUGUUAAAGCACGGGCAGCUCUGCAUGGCACCAGAUGGCCACAGUCAAAUCCCAAAAUACUUAUUGUGGACUUUGCUACUGUUGAAGAUGUAAUACAUAGGAAGACUGAAGGAGAUGUUCCACUUCCUGCACUUGUAAAGCGACCCGUAGAAGAUUCUAAAAAGAUCAAAGAACAGAAAGAGGAUGAAGAAAGAGAAAAGAGGUUGAAGUUGAGAGAGCAGAGGGAAAGAGAAGAAAAGGAGAAAGAAACCAGAGAAAAGCGUGAUGCCAGAGACAGAAGAAGAGAAGCUGAGAGGAAAAAUCCUAUUAGAGAAUGGGAUAGAGAUAAAGUACAGCAACUAUCUAAAUCCAGAUCAAGAUCUAAAGAAAGAGAAAGACCUGCCAGGAGAUCUAGAUCAAGGGACAGGGAGCAGCUGAAAAGAAGAGAACAUAGCAGAGAAAAAAAGGAUGAUGAAAGACGGAAAGAAAAGAAGUCAAGAGAUGUCAAAGGGGAAGAAGAACCUCCAGCCAAACUAUUAGAUGAUUUGUUCAGGAAAACUAAAGCAACACCUUGCAUUUAUUGGUUGCCACUUACAGAAGAACAGUCUCUGCAAAGACUGAUUAAAAAACAAGAGUUAGAGAAAGAAAGACAGAAAAGAAUAGCGGCUAAAGAAGAAAGAGAAAAAGAGGAACUAAAGAGAAGGGAGGCUGCAAGACUUGAACGACAACGAGAACGUGAAAGAGAGCGAGAACGCAGUAGAGAGAGAGAAAGAAACAGACAAGAAAGAAGCAGAUCAAGCAGAAGUGAUAGUAGAAGUCGAUCUCGGAGAAGAAGAUAAACUGUUUGAAUUAUCUAUUUAAACAGAAGUGAUUGAUUUUUAAUUACGUAUAUCAAUGCAUUGCUUUUAAAAAAUAAACUUUCAUGUCUAUAUUGGAAAAAUGUUUAUUAAAAUUAUUUGUUUAUAUGGUCGGGUAAAAUUUAAGAAUGAAUAAGAUUUUAAAAAUCCAACUGGGUUUUCAUAAAAAUGAAUGCAAGUAUUUUUUAUAAUGUAUUGUCUACAUGGUCUGAUUAAUAUUAAAUAAAACUGAUUUUAAAACUUC
This is a messenger RNA of Physella acuta, 4316 nucleotides long. Its product is annotated as apoptotic chromatin condensation inducer in the nucleus. Gene Ontology annotation, cellular component: precatalytic spliceosome; ASAP complex. Gene Ontology annotation, biological process: RNA splicing. Gene Ontology annotation, molecular function: RNA binding. The record is from RefSeq and is a predicted model, not a curated record. NCBI's taxonomy places the organism in Eukaryota, Metazoa, Mollusca, Gastropoda, Physidae.